This is a messenger RNA of Oxyura jamaicensis (ruddy duck), 1569 nucleotides long. Its product is annotated as scavenger receptor cysteine-rich type 1 protein M130-like. NCBI's taxonomy places the organism in Eukaryota, Metazoa, Chordata, Aves, Anseriformes, Anatidae. The annotation marks the transcript as partial. The transcript is spliced from 5 exons. Gene Ontology annotation, cellular component: membrane. The record is from RefSeq and is a predicted model, not a curated record.
GUUUCUCUAGGCUGCAUCUAGCUGGAGGGGACACUGCCUGCUCAGGACACCUGAAAGUAAAGCAAGCAGAAACUUGGGCUACAGUCUGUUAUUCACAUAUUGAUUCCAAUGCUGCCUCUGUUAUAUGUAAUGAGCUAAAGUGUGGCCAGGCUGUGGAUAUCUUGAGAGGAUUUCACUUUGGAAACAGGCAUGAGUUGAUCUGGCAAGAAGAGUUCCACUGCGUGGGGAAUGAGACUCACCUUGCACACUGUCCCAGAAUGUUGGACCGUAGCAAGGCAUGCUCUCAUGAUGCCCAUGUUUUAUGUUCAGGGUAUGGUGGAUACAGGCUGGCAAAUGGCAGUACCAGAUGUUCAGGGAGAGUAGAGCUUCUUCAUGGAGGUUUGUGGGGAACAUUCUGUGACUACCUGUGGAAUUUCCCAGCUGCCAAUGCCCUCUGCCAGCAUCUGGGCUGUGGAAUUGCCCUAUCAAUACCGGCUGGACAGUCCUUUGGAAAAGGAAAUGGGUCUGUAUGGAACGGCACAUUCAGCUGCAAUAAGGAAGGCUCACACUCGAGAGAGUGUACUGUGAAUGAGCUAAGUCAGAAUGAAUGCCCUGCUGGAAAUGAUGCUCGUGUGGUGUGUUCAGGGUGUCCAGGGAUCAGAUUAGUGAAUGGCACCACGUGUUCUGGCAGAGUGGAGAUUCGCCAUGGAGAUACAUGGGGAAGACUCUGCCGCUCCCACUGGAAUAUGCAAGAUGCUAGCGUACUCUGUCAUCAGCUGAACUGUGGCUAUGCAAAGGCAAUUGAGACAGGAGACCGUUUUGUGGAUGGGAAUGGGUUUGUAUGGAAAGAUGUUUUUCACUGUGAAGGGACAGAGUCCUGCCUGUGGGACUGUGCUCAAGUGACUUUGGGCAAUCCAACCUGUUCAUCGAGAGAAACAGCCACUGUUGUUUGCUCAGGCCUUUCUGAUUCACUCAGACUCUCAGGUGGUGAGAGCCACUGUGAUGGGCGAGUUGAGAUCUCUCUCCAUGGCAUGUGGGGCAGAGUCCUGGAUGAUGACUGGAACAUUAAGGAUGCUACUGUGGUGUGCAGACAACUCCAGUGUGGAAUAGCCAAGAAAGCCUAUUACCUUCCAAGGUCUGAGAGAGGCAUUGGUCUUGUGGGCUUAAGAAGUGUCCAGUGUGUUGGAAAUGAGACUCAACUGGUGCUCUGCAAGACCUCCCAUUCUCAGGCACUGCCAACAGGAGUUGCUGAAGAUGUUGGCGUGAUUUGCUCCGAGAGCAAGAAGAUCAGGCUGGUGAAUGGGACACAGCGCUGUGCUGGGAGAGUGGAGCUUUAUCAUGACGGCAUAUGGGGCACAAUCUGUGAUGAUAACUGGGAUCUCUCAGAUGCAAAUGUUGUUUGCAAACAGCUGGAAUGUGGAUAUGCCAUCAAGGCAUUUGUCUCUGCUCAUUAUGGUGAAGGCUCAGGACAGAUCUGGCUGGAUGAUGUGAACUGCACUGGCGCUGAAUCUGAUCUCUGGGCAUGUCCCUCCAGGGCAUGGGGUCAGCACAACUGCCAACACAAGGAGGAUGCUGGAGUCCUGUGCUCAG